This is a messenger RNA of Arctia plantaginis, 552 nucleotides long. NCBI's taxonomy places the organism in Eukaryota, Metazoa, Arthropoda, Insecta, Lepidoptera, Erebidae. The record is from the annotation of a GenBank genome assembly.
AUGAUGUUUUCUAUGCCCAUACAUAGCAAUGUGACUUAUGUAUUAACUUUACAGCCUCUACCGGUCUGCUUAGAAGCAGACUUGUGCAAUCACACAUGGAUUCCAGAAUGUGCCCAAGAAUGGGAUUAUGAUUACAGAAUGUUUAUUGAUGAGUGCGAUGUACUGGAAUACAACUGCGAUUAUAAUAGGAACUGUUUUGGACCAGCAACUUGUCCACCUAUACCAACGUGUCCAGCGUGUCCAACGUGUAAGCAAUGUAGAAUGAGAAGGAUGUUCGACCCAGUUGCUACAGUACCAGUGAAUCAAAGGCGUAUAAAACUUAAACAUGACCAUGGGGGCCACGAGGGGCAUCACCAUUUCGUAGAACACAUACAUUUGAUUAUAGAGACAGCGACCAUGGCUACUGCAUUUAAAACCAAGAAAUAUACUAUUAUGAAGAAUGGUAAAAAGUACAAUAAAGUGGUUAAGUAUGUAGUGCUUAAAGUGCCCAAGAAAACUGAAGGGAAAGGGUACGCCAUUGAAAAACAAGAUUCUGAUUUUUUGGAGAAAUAA